AGGAAAUUCCACAAGGAGAGCUUGUAAAACACGUCGUCACUGGUCUCCUUUUCCCCCUGCUCCUCUUCAUCCAGGCCUGCCGGCUGCCGCUGCCUCCUCGCAUCGCCCUCGCAGCAACGCCUCAUCCUGCCAAUGGACCUCGACUCCUCCGACGGCGAAGCGUGGCUGCUCGACGCCUUGGCCACGCCGCCCCUCUUCUCCGCCGCGGCCCCGCUGCCGUGGCUCUGCGGAGACCAGCAUUAUUCCUCCCUGCCAAUGGAUGCAGUCUCCGACCUGGAUGAAACCCCGGGCACGCGCUCCGGGGAAUCUGAAACAGCGGCUAAGAAAGUCGAGAACAUGAAUGGUAAAAUGCAGGUUCCUGUUUCCUUGGAUGAUGAUUAUUCCGAUUGUUCUCAUUUCAUGAAGGAAAGGCUUGCACUAGCUCUCAGUUACUUCAAGGAGUCCACCGAUCAGCAUCUGUUAGUUCAGGUUUGGAUUCCCACUAAGAACGGAGAUCGGUACGUGUUGACUACUUCAGGACAUCCCUUUUUGCUUGCCCAAGAGAGCAUCAAACUUGUUCAGUACAGAGCUGUGUCCAUGACGUAUGCCUUCUCCGUAGAUGGGGAGAAUGUCCAUGAUUUGGGGCUUCCAGGACGGGUAUACAAGCAGCGAGUACCUGAGUGGACACCCAGUGUGCAGUACUAUAGCAGUUUCGAGUAUCCGCGGCUUAACCAUGCGAUAAAUCACAACGUUCAUGGUACUGUUGCCUUGCCUGUAUUCGAUCCUUCUAUGAAGUCAUGCAUUGGUGUUGUUGAGCUUAUAAUGACAUCCAAGAAAGUCAACUAUGCAAGUGAGGUUGAUAAAGUCUGCAAAGCUCUUGAGGCAGUGAAUCUUAAAAGCACCAAAAUUGUGGAACAUCCAUGUGUCCAGAUAUGUAAUGAAAGCCGUCAAGUUGCUCUAGUAGAGAUACUGGAAAUCUUAACUGUUGUUUGUGAAGAGUUCAAACUGCCCUUGGGUCAAACUUGGGUACCUUGCAAAUAUCAAAGUUUAUUGGCACAUGGUGGUGUGAAGAGGAGUUGCUUGAGCUUUGGUGGAAGUUGUAUGGAGGAAGUAUGCAUUUCAACGAGUGAUGUUGCCUUUCACAUUAUUGAUGCUCGUAUGUGGGGCUUCAGAGAUGCCUGUGUAGCGCACCACCUACAGAAGGGGCAAGGAGUUUCUGGAAAGGCAUUCAUCUCAGGCAGGCCAUGUUUUUCAAAAGAUGUCAGUAGAUUCUCCAAAAUGGAGUAUCCUCUUGUACACUAUGCCCGCAUGUUUGCAUUAGCUGGCUGUUUUUCAAUAUAUUUGCAGAGCGCUUAUACCGGAGAUGAUUACAUACUAGAGUUUUUCCUACCACCUGAUUGCAGAGAAGACGAUGAACAAAAGGCUCUCUUGCAGUCCAUCAUAGUUCUAUUAAGACAGCAUCUUCGCACUUUACAGGUAGCCGGGGAUAAAGGCUUGAAUGAAGCUUGUCUGCAAGUUGAUGCCGUAACUGUAAUGCAUAAUGAAGAAACUGGAAAUACAUAUGUGCAAGACUUGAACGUUGGAGGUGGAAUUCAUACAUUACUUGAGAGUGAUAUGCAUGGAGGUAUCCAUGAGUCUGAUAACAGGAAUCACAAAGCUUCAACGAUGUCCAAAAACCAUUUGUUAUCUCAUGAUUAUUCCGGUGACAAACCUGUGGCAAUACCAAGUGGCAGUGGUACCUCAGAUUCUUCAUUGUUGUACAAAAACAAGAAAAAUCCCGUGAGGAGAAGAGGAAAAGCAGAAAAGACAAUCAGUUUAGAAGUUAUCCAACAAUAUUUUUCUGGAAGCUUAAAAAGCGCAGCAAAAAGUCUUGGUGUAUGCCCUACAACGAUGAAGCGCAUCUGCAGGAAACAUGGGAUUCCUCACUGGCCAUCACGAGAAAUCAGCAAGGUUAACAAGUCGAUUUCAAAAUUAAAGGAGGUAAUCGAGUCCGCCCAAGCGUCAGAGAGUGCAUUUGGUUUCACAUCUGUCACAGCUCCUCCCUUUGGUCCUGCAAGCUCAUCGUAUCUUCUCGAUAUAGAUAAAUCAAGGCAAGAGAAAACUGCUGAGGUUUACAUUCCUUUUGGUAAUGAACACAAAGCUUCAUCCUCGCAGAAGUCACUACAAAAUUGUAGCCCAAGCAUACUCAUUUCCCCACAAACCCUUUUAGCCAAUAGUGUUAUCCAGAUUGAAGGAGAUAAAGUAACUAACUUGAGAAGCUCAUCUGGUCAACAUAGCACAAAUUCACAGACUUCAGAAGGUUCUUACCCAGGAAGUCAAGGAAAUGGGGCAUUUGUUCGUGAGUCCAUUGCUUCAACGUUCCUCGAGCCACAACAAAACUUGUACAACUCACAAGGCUUCGCCAAAGAUUCUGUCAGACCAACUGUACUGUCUCCAGGUAGAAUGAUGUCGCCACAGAAUUCCGGGAUUGUAACAGUGAAGGCACAUUACAAGGAAGAUAUUCUGAGGUUUCGCUUCCCGUGUUCUGGAAGUCUUAGAACCUUGAAAGAUGAGGUGGCCAAAAGGAUACAGAUUGAUGUUAUCGGUUCUUUCUACAUCAAGUACCUGGAUGAUGAUCACGAAUGGGUUAAUCUGACAUGCCAGGCAGACUUAGAAGAGUGCAUGGAAAUCUACUUGCUAUCUGGUUUGAAUGUUCUGAGGCUGUUGGUCACCGACAAUGCCGUAAUCCUCGGGAGUUCACAUGGGAGCUCUGCCUGAUUGUAGGUUUAGAUAGUACAUAUUCUUCUAAGGUUCCCCCCGCACUGGUACAUUUAGUUUUUUUUUACAGGAAACAAUGGUGUAUUUAGCUGCUUCGUUUUCUGUAAAUAUUCUUCUUUUCAUAUCGUAGACAUUUCUCCAAUGGUCCGCAACACCGGGAAACCAAAUUGUUUGUCACUGUUUGUAAAUAUCAACCAUUUUAUGCUGGAAAUGUAACGUUGCAAACAUAAAUGGAAGCAACAGUCUCGUUCUUUGGAA
This is a messenger RNA of Brachypodium distachyon (stiff brome), 2994 nucleotides long. RefSeq names its product protein NLP3. The record is from RefSeq and is a predicted model, not a curated record. Bases 133 to 2736 code for a protein of 867 amino acids. Gene Ontology annotation, molecular function: DNA-binding transcription factor activity; protein binding. The transcript is spliced from 5 exons. NCBI's taxonomy places the organism in Eukaryota, Viridiplantae, Streptophyta, Magnoliopsida, Poales, Poaceae.